Phymastichus coffea is the source of this 3916-nucleotide messenger RNA. It is a transcript of the gene Pxn, whose product is annotated as peroxidasin. Gene Ontology annotation, biological process: response to oxidative stress. The record is from RefSeq and is a predicted model, not a curated record. Bases 68 to 3916 code for a protein of 1282 amino acids. Gene Ontology annotation, molecular function: protein binding; peroxidase activity; heme binding. Lineage: Eukaryota; Metazoa; Arthropoda; Insecta; Hymenoptera; Eulophidae. The transcript is spliced from 8 exons.
GGCAGCAGUGGACUGCCUCGCACGCUCGUCGGUUCUCCGCAACGUCGUCGAAGUUCAGUAGCGCAUCAUGAAGACGACGCUAACAGUGUUGACUUUGCUUUCAGUCGCGUUGGCGAUCGCGCAGAUUGCCGCGGCGGAUGAUUGCCCAGCUAAAUGUACGUGCACCACGCCGAAAACUAUCAGAUGUGUGUUCCAGAGAAUGACUCGGGUACCGAAAGUUCCGGUCGAUACCAAUGUGCUUGAUUUACGCUACAACAACAUCGUGGAGCUGCAUCCGAGCGAUUUUCACAAUUUACGCGAGCUGCACACCCUCCUGCUCAACGACAAUCACUUGCGUCAUCUGCCGUCCCAUGUUUUCGAAGGAACGCCGAAUCUGCGCUUCCUUUAUCUCUUCAAAAACAGCCUGGAGACAAUCGAGCCCGGGGCGUUCGCGAACUUGCCCCGACUCGAGCAACUCUAUCUGCACGUCAAUCGUUUGCGCAAAAUUCUGCCCGAUACCUUCAGUAAUUUACCCAACUUGGAGAGACUGUACAUGCAGAAUAACAGACUGGAGAGGCUGCCUGCUGACGCCUUCAGAAAUAUCGGUCGCAUGACGAGACUCAGAUUGGAUAGCAACGCGUUGAUUUGCGAUUGCGAGCUGCUCUGGCUGGUUAAGGACAUGAAGGAGAGGAUGGAGAUGGCUGCCGUUUGUCAAGGGCCCAGCGAAAUGAAGGGCAAGAGGUUGGACAACAUGUCGCUCGAUGAUUUUCAUUGCAGCCAACCGAUCAUCAUGGAGGGCCCCGAGGAUGUGGAAGUGAAACUCGGCCAGACGGCCGUAUUUCGCUGUCGUGUGACCGGCGAACCACAGCCAAUUGUCAAAUGGAUGCGAGACUCUAACGAAGUGUCGACUGACGGCGAACGUUAUUUCGUCAAAGAGGACGGUAGUCUUGUCAUCAAUGACGUUAGCGAAGACGAUGCUGGCGAGUACGAGUGUGUCGCCCACAACAACAUGGGUGAGACGAAAUCAAGAGGCGCAAGGACACUCGUGGUUACUUCCGCGCCGACUUUCCUGGAGAUUCCAGCUUCACAAACGGUUCGCGCCGGCACCGACGUAGUCUUGGUCUGCCGAGCAGAGGGUCAGCCAACAACGCGAAUCGAAUGGUGGCGCGACGGUUCGCAAAUCCAUCCUCAGCAGCGCACCUAUAUCGAAGACAAUGGCAGCAGCUUGAAAAUCAUCGCUGCCAAAGAAUCCGAUUCAGCGCGCUAUAUCUGUCAAGCGCAUAACAAUCAGGGCUUCGCCGAGACCAGUGCGGAUUUGAACGUCGUCGGCGAGGAAUACAAACCGCCGAGAUUGGUGUACGAGCCUCAGAAUAUGGAAGUGGAGCUGAACGCGAUCGUCGAACUGCCGUGCAGAGCCGAGGGAGAUCCGACCCCUCGUAUGAGCUGGAAGAAGGACGGCACCGCCGUGGCGGGAAAUAGAACGAGGCUGUCGAAGUGGGGCAGCUUGUACCUGUACAACGUCACUACGCAAGACACGGGCAGAUACGAAUGCUCAGCGGUGAACGAGCACGGCCGAGCGACAGCCUCGGCACUCGUCCGCGUGCGCACGAGGUCGACGGCGAGCAACGGCAUCGUGUUACGCGCAUUCAACGAAGCGACUCGCGACAUCGAUCGCGCCAUCAACAACACUCUUCGGCAACUGUUCAAUCCUCGAGCGCGCGUCAAUCCGUUCCAAUUGGCUCGCUUUCCCGACGCCAUCGGCCGACAGAACGCUCGUCCAGCCGAAUUGUUCGAGAGAACGUUGAUACACGUAAGACGGAUGAUCGAUGACGGGAUGGUCGCCAAUGCCACGGAUGAUUAUCAUUACGAGGAGAUUCUGACUGCCGAGCAGGUAGCCGAACUGGAACGUUUGUCCGGCUGUACGUUUCAUCGGCGUAACGACGAGUGUCUAAACCUGUGUUAUCACAAUCGUUAUCGCACGAUGGACGGCAAAUGUAACAAUCUGGACAAUCCAACUUGGGGCUCGUCGUAUACCGGUUUCCGACGGAUCUUACAUCCCAUGUACGAGAACGGCUUUUCGCAACCAAUCGGUUGGGACAAAUCGAAAUUGUACUAUGGCCAUCCCAAGCCAGCUGCGCGACUCGUCUCGCGGACUAUGAUUGCAACGGAAGAUAUCACGAUGGAUGAGACGAUCACGCACAUGGUGAUGCAAUGGGGACAAUGGAUCGAUCACGAUUUCGAUCAUGCUUUGCCUGCAGUUUCUAGUGAGUCUUGGGGUGGAAUUGAUUGUAAAAAGACUUGCGACAAUGCUGCGCCUUGUUUCCCCAUGGAUGUACCGCCUGGUGAUCACAGGAUUACAAAUAGGAGGUGCAUGGAUUUCUUUAGGACUAGUGCGGUUUGCGGCUCCGGCAUGACAAGUGUAUUCGUCGGAAAACUAAUGCCUCGCGAGCAACUCAACCAGCUGACAUCUUAUCUCGACGCUUCUCAAGUUUACGGCUACGAUGACAAAACAGCAAGAGAGCUUCGCGACCUGACGAACGAUCGUGGCUUGCUACGCGAAGGGCCAACAUUUCCAGGACACAAAGCUCUAUUGCCAUACGUCAAUGGUCAAUUUAUAGACUGUCGACGAAAUUUGACUGAAAGCACGAUCAAUUGUUUUCUCGCCGGUGAUUUCCGAGUCAACGAGCAGAUUGGGUUGACUGUUAUGCACACGAUUUGGAUGAGGGAACACAAUAGGAUCGCGAGAAGAUUACGAUUGAUUAAUCCGCACUGGAGUGGCGAGAAGUUGUAUCAAGAGACGAGAAAGAUUGUCGGUGCUAUGAUGCAAAUAAUAACAUACAGAGAUUGGAUUCCUCGUAUAUUCGGAGUUUCUUCGGAUGAACUUUUGGGCCCGUAUCGUGGCUACGAUAAAAAUUUAGACGCAAGCAUCGCAAAUGUUUUCGCUACUGCAGCGUUACGCUUUGGUCACUCGCUUAUUCAACCAAAACUCGAGCGUCUUGACGAAGACUUACAAUCUAUACCUCAAGGACCUUUGCAUUUAAGAGAUGCAUUUUUCGCACCGUGGAGGCUUGUAGAAGAAGGUGGUACAGAUCCACUGUUGAGAGGAAUGUUCGUUACUCCAGCAAAACUCAAGAGGCCAGAUCAGAACGUCAACAACGAAUUGACGGAGCAAUUGUUCCGAACAGCUCACGCUGUGGCGUUGGAUUUGGCAGCAAUGAAUAUUCAAAGAGGAAGAGAUCACGCGAUACCACCUUACGUAGAUUUUCGCAGAUGGUGUAACAUGUCGCACGUGGAGACUUUCGACGACCUUGCCGACGAAAUCAAUAGCUUUAAAGUAAGAGAAAAAUUGAAAGAAUUGUACGGACAUCCUGGUAAUAUUGACGUAUGGGUUGGAGGUAUUCUGGAAGAUCAAUUACCAGAUGCCAAAGUUGGUCCAUUGUUUAAGUGUCUGUUAUCGGAGCAAUUCCAGCGAAUGCGCGAUGGUGAUAGGUUCUGGUACGACAAGCCUGGUAUUUUCCGCGAAGAACAGCUCGAAGAACUCAAGAAAGUCAGUCUUGCAAGAGUACUUUGUGAUAACAGUGAUAAUAUCACGAGAAUCCAACCUAAUGUGUUUAUUCUACCUGAUGAAAAUAAUAACUUUAUCUCGUGCGACGAGCUUCCCUCAUUGGAUUUGAAAUUAUGGUCCGAAUGCUGCGAGGAAUGUUUAGUGAUACAAGACGAAGAAAGCAAUACUGUUACGAGAACAAGAAGAAGUACAAUGAAAUAUUCUGCUGAAGCUAAUCGACCUGGUUUACAACACGAUAAAGUGAAAUAUCUUGAAGAUAUGCUUCAAGAUACUUAUGAUGAGUAUACGAAAGUCCACAGAGUGAUAAGGAACCUUAAUAAGAGAAUAAAGGAGAUGAAGCAUUUGCUUGAAGAGGUGAAAAGUGGGACCUAA